Aspergillus novofumigatus IBT 16806 is the source of this 588-nucleotide messenger RNA. RefSeq lists its product as uncharacterized. Bases 319 to 537 code for a protein of 72 amino acids. The record is from RefSeq and is a predicted model, not a curated record. The transcript has 2 exons. Lineage: Eukaryota; Fungi; Ascomycota; Eurotiomycetes; Eurotiales; Aspergillaceae.
GCCGUGUGUUCACCGAGCGAGCAGACCACAACUCACAGAUCCUGUUCUUGGAACAAUGGCUGACCGCUCGCGGAUACAAGAACCAUCAGACCGAUCAGAUGGUGCACUGGCAUCGGGAACAUAUGUCCAACCUUGUCAAUGCUUUGGAUUUGGAUCAUCCUGAUUACAGUAUCCCUCAUAUUCCAAAUGCCGAUGCGCCCGCCAUGGUCGGCAACUCGUAUGUCGGUAUAUCCAAUUGCCAAGCCAAAUAUCUGGUUCAACGACCAGCUGUCCCGUACGGGCAGCAGAAUGACACCUCCAAAGCCUUGUGGCUCGAGGAUGGAUACAAGGAAUGCGUUGGUUACCUUAACCGAAGAUCGUUACCUGGUGUUUGAAAAAGCCGGCUACGCACUCACAAAUGCCGGCAAUGCCACUCAUCUGAGCAUAAGUCCAGCCGUUCCUGAUCACAGCGAAAAGAAAAAGCGAUACGUGAUCCACUAUUCGAAUGGCGAGGAGAGCGGGCUUUUCCUGAUCUCCAGUGCUCUGGAUGGUAAAUAGCUGGGACCACGUGGUACCCUUCUACCAGCCAACUGCAAUGACCAGGCGGCU